Messenger RNA from Bipolaris oryzae ATCC 44560, 2016 nucleotides. Its product is annotated as multicopper oxidase. The record is from RefSeq and is a predicted model, not a curated record. Gene Ontology annotation, molecular function: oxidoreductase activity; copper ion binding. Bases 1 to 2016 code for a protein of 671 amino acids. Lineage: Eukaryota; Fungi; Ascomycota; Dothideomycetes; Pleosporales; Pleosporaceae. The transcript has a single exon.
AUGGAAGAGCAGAUUGGCCUAUUAAACGACUCUAAAUACGAUGACACAAAUGACGAUGAUUUCUCAGAAGAAGAGCAAGAGCAAGGCUGGAGUAAAAAAAUCAGAAAUACGCAACAUGACACACGGCGGCGGCAUUGGAUCAAGAUCGUUUUUGUUCUUAUCCUCCUAAUAUGCAUACUCCUUGUCCUCACACAUAAAGUUCUAAUAAGUAAAUCCUCGGCUCAGACAUCACCCACAGCCCCCAACACAACAAGUCUUCGGCCAGAAGAAGAUUACAUCCUCUCCCCAACAUGGGACUUCAACGCGCCACCCACAAUACGCGAACACACAUGGAUAAUCUCAGACCAUACGCUCAACCCGGACGGCGUCUACCGCUCCAUGACACUCAUCAACGCUACUUUCCCUGGGCCCUUGAUUGAAUGCAAUGAAGGGGACGAAAUCGUUGUGCACAUCCAUAAUCACGCCAGCAACGCAACAUCCAUACACUGGCAUGGCCUAUAUCAAAACGGGACAAACUGGAUGGACGGCACAGUAGGCGUGACACAAUGUCCUAUUGCGCCUGGUCAUUCAUUUACGUAUCGAUUCCGCGUCUCGGGGCAAUCGGGGACGUAUUGGUAUCACUCGCAUGCUAGUAUGCAAGCGUCAGAUGGGCUGGUUGGACCGCUGAUAAUCCACGGGCGAAACGGGGGAGAGGCUUUACAAAAGAUGGAGUAUGCCCAGGAUCGCGUGGUCAUGCUUUCAGAUCAUUAUUACGACAGUUCUUCGGUCUUGCUGCAGCGAUAUCUGGCACCUGGAAGCGAAAAUGACGAGCCGGUUCCGCAGGCUGCGCUUAUCAAUGGGCGCGGAAUGCGUAGAUGUGAUGACUUGCCGGGCAGGGAAUGCGAUGCUACAGGCCGGCAUAAUGCGAUGUUUAAUGUUUCCCCAGAUACCAAGACGAGACUUCGCGUUAUCAACAUUAGUGCAUUUGCAGAAUUCGCGCUGCAGAUUGAUGAACACGAGGUGUUUGUUACAGAAGUCGAUGGCACGGAUGUGGUACCCAUGAGUUUUCAUCGGUUGAACAUUAGUCCUGCACAGCGAUAUAGCAUCAUUCUCACUCCGCCGAAGCAAGAGCAGGGAAAUAAGGGAUCAUAUUGGAUCAGAGCGAGAAUGAUAACGCACUGCUUUGCAUACGAAGAACCCGAGUUACAAGAGGAAGCCCGAGCCGUACUAUCUUAUUCUUCUCCCCUCAGCAUAGGCUACGACCAAACUCCAGCACCAGAAAGCAAAGACUGGCCUGAAAUCAUCGACGUCGAAUGCCGCGACUUAAACACCUCCCUCCUCGUCCCCACUAUCCCCAUCGCAGCACCCCCCAUAGACCCAGACCACACUCUGUCCCUCCGCUCCUCAUUCCAAACCCGCGAAUGGCGCCUCACCCGGGGCUACCUAAAUGACAGUUCCUUCCACAUAAACAGCACUGCGCCGCUUCUUCAAACCCUGCUUCCCUCGUACUCCUCCUCUACCACUAACAGCACAGAAACACUCCAUGAUGGCUUUUCACCCUUAAUAUCACAAGAGAAGCAACUAAGCUAUCAAACCACCUCUCUCACAUCAACAAUCACCAUCCUAAUCCAAAACUUCGACGACGGAGCCCACCCUUUCCACCUGCAUGGCUACAAAUUCUUCAUACUAGCUCAAGGACACGGGUACCCUCCUUUGCCCCUCCACGAGCAAAAUUUCGACAUGACGAAUCCGCUAAGAAGGGACACGGCGACCGUAGAGGCGUACGGGUGGUUGCUUAUUAGUUUCGUGGCGAAUAACCCGGGCGUGUGGGCGUUUCAUUGUCAUAUUGGGUGGCAUACUGAGGCGGGGCUUAUGAUGGUUUUUGCGACGGGAGUGGAGGGGAUGAAGGAUUGGAAAGUGCCAAGGGAAGUGGAUGAACUUUGUGGGAUUGAGGGGGUGGAGAAGGGGAUGGCGCCUGGGGAUGAAGUAUGGGAGGGUUGGAGGGGGAUGAGGAUGACGAAGAGUAGAGUUUCUUGA